CUAGAACAGGAAACCUUCAGUGUCACUUUUAAUUAAAUGAAACUGAAAGUUUGUCAGAGUGACAGCAGAGCUGCACUCGAGACAAAACUCUGCAUUUCUGUCUAAAAAAAAUUAAACAGAGUUCAUCAGGAUAUUCUCAAAAACUGCUCAAAUACUGGGUGUAGACAUGUCUGCUGCCAGCAACCUGAGAUCUGAAGAUCAAUAUCUCUGCUCCAUCUGUUUGCAUGUGCUCACUGAUCCAGUCUCCACACCAUGUGGACACAACUACUGUAAAAACUGCAUCAAUCAACACUGGAAUAUUAAUGUCUCUUGCCAGUGUCCCAUGUGUAAUGAAGUUUUCUACACAAGACCUCAGUUGAAGAUCAACACUUUCAUCUCUGAGAUGGUUGCUCAGUUCAGACAGGAAGCUCAACAGAAAGCCAGCAGCAGCAGCUCAGAGCAACAACUUGCCAAACCAGGAGAAGUUUCCUGUGACGUCUGCACUGGAACCAAACUGAAGGCCCUGAAGUCCUGCCUGGUAUGUUUGGUCUCCUACUGUGAGACUCACCUGGAGCCUCAUCUGACAGUGUCAGUCCUGAAAAGACAUCAGCUGAUGGACCCUGUGGAGAACCUGGAAGACAGGAUGUGUACGAAGCACGAUAAACCUCUGGAGCUGUUCUGUAAGACCGACCAGACAUGUGUCUGCAUGCUCUGCUCUGUUUUAGACCACAGGACACAUUAUGUUGUUCCUCUGAAAGAAGAAUAUGAAGGAAAGAAGGCAGAGCUGGAGAAGACAGAGGCUGAAAUUCAGCAGAUGAUCCAGAAGAGACGACUGAAGAUUGAGAAGAUCAAACACUCAGUCAAGAUCAGUAAAGAUGAUGCAGACAGAGAGAAAGCAGAAGGUGUUCAGGUCUUCACUGCUCUGAAGGAGUCUGUUGACAGAGGCCUGAACCAGCUCAUAAAGGAGAUGGAAGAGAAACAGAAAACCACAGAGAAACAGGCUGAAGACUUGAUCACAGAGCUGGAACAGGAAAUCUCUGAGCUGAUGAAGAGAAGCACUGAGGUGGAGCAGCUCUCACUCUCUGAAGACCACCUCCACCUCCUCCAAAACUUCCCAUCCCUGAAAGCUGCUCCACCCACCAAGGACUGGACAGAGGUCAGAGUCCGUCCACCAUCAUAUGAGGGGACUGUGGUGAGAGCUGUGGCUCAGCUGGAGGAGACGCUCAGUAAAGAGAUGAAGAAGCUGUUUGAGGCUGAGCUGAAGAGGGUCCAGCAGUAUGCAGUGGAUGUGACUCUGGAUCCUGAUACAGCAAAUCCUGAACUCAUCCUGUCUGAUGAUGAGAAACAAGUGAAACAUGGUGAUGUGAGGAAAAAUCUUCCAGACAACCCAGGGAGGUUUUCUAACCGUGUUAAUGCUUUAGGAAAGCAGAGUUUCUCUUCAGGCAGACUAAACUUUGUGGUUCAGGUUAAAGGAAAGACUGACUGGACUUUAGGAGUGGCCAGAGAGUCGAUCAAGAGGAAGGGAGACAUCACACUGAGACCUCAGAAUGGGUACUGGACGAUAUGGUUAAGAAGUGGAAAGGAUUAUAAAGCUCUUGAUGACCCUCCAAUCACUCUCUCUCUGAAGUCUGGUCCUAAGAAGGUGGGGGUGUUUGUGGAUUAUGAGGAGGGUCUGGUCUCCUUUUAUGACGUAGAUGCUGCAGCUCUCAUCUACUCCUUUACUGGCUGCUCCUUCACUGAGAAACUCUACCCAUUCUUCAGUCCCUGUCCUAAUCAUGGUGGUAUAAACUCUGCUCCUCUGAUCAUCUGUCCUGUCAAUCAAACUGUCUGAUCUCUUUGUCAACAAUGAAUAUACACUACAGGCCAAAAGUUUGGAAGCAACUUCAAGUUUCUGUUCACAAUGCCUUUCUUAAAAACCAGUAUGGGUUCCACUGAUUUUGGGAUGUAUUUUCUGCAUGAUCAGACUUUGCUUUCAUUGAUAUACAUUGAUGUUACCAGACCAUUGCUGAAUAAAUGUUAACAAAAGAAAAGAAGGGCUUAGUUUUAGGGUUGAGAGGAUUUGCAAGAGUCACAACUUCAGUGUGAAAGUAAAAAACAAAUCACAGUUUGCAUUAUUCACUUCACGCAGUUUGCUUACAAAAAUCCCAAUAUAUCUCAACUGUGUUCAUAUCUCUGACAAACUACCACCGAAAUGGCUAGAAAGAAACAGCUGAGUAAAGAAACAAGAACACAGAUUUGUACAUUGAGGAAAGAAGGACACACUGAAAGAGAAAUUGCAAAACGCAUAAUGGUGUCCAACAAAGGAGUUCCCUAAAGAGACUAGAAGAAACUGGAAGUUAUGAUGAUAGAAAAAGGUCUGGUAGAAAGAGCGUUACUACAAAGGCAGAGGAUAAACGUAUCAUUAUCACCAGUAAGAGAGAUCGGCGAAAAACAGCACCACAAAUAAGGGAGAAAAUCAACAUGACAAGGUCAAAACCCAUAUAUCUGACAACUGUGAAAAGACGUUUGAGAAAGGCUGGUCUGAAAGGUUGUGUAUCUGCAAAAAAAAAAAAAAUGCUACUUUGUCCACAUAACAAGAAAAAGAGAUAUGAGUGGACAAAAGCACACAAAAAUUGGCAAACUGGUGAACGCCUUAAAGCACCAUGCGUAACACCCACAAUAAAGCAUGGAGGUGGUAGUGCCAUGGAAUAGGGAUGUUUUGCAGGUGAUAGAGUAGGAGAUUUGUUUGAAGUAAAGGGUAUUAUGAAGAAGGAACAGUACCACUCCAUCCUCCAGGAUCACGCGGUUCCAUCUGGACUGAGACUUGUGGGUCGAAAGUUUGUUUUGGAGCAAGAUAAUAACCCUAAGCAUUCUUCGAAGCUCUGUUACCUAGACAACAAAGAAGAGGAAGGUGUUCUUUGAAUGAUGGUUUGGCCCCCUCAGUCUCCAGACCUCUCUCCAAUUGAGCUUGUGUGGGACAAAUUGGAUCGAUCAAUCAGAAAAGUGUGUCCCACGAAUCAGCAGUCUCUCAUUGAUGAACUUAAGAAAACUUGGAAUGCAAUUCCUGGCACAUACCUUAAAAAACUUGUGGAAGGAAUACCCUGUAUAUGCCAUGCUGUUGUUAAAGCCAGAGGAGGUUACUUUGAAGAAAGCAAUGUCUAAGCAAGAAAGACCAAAAUACAUGAUAAUUAUAGUAAAAAUGUAUCCUGAUAAGUGACUCUAAAUAAUAAUCAUGUUUAUUUUGCUACAAAAUAUACCAAUGAAACUAUGAUCUUUUUUUGUACAAAUUUGAUCUUGCUUCCAAACUUUUGGCCUGUGGUGUACUUGUCACAUUGAUCUUUUCAUUUAAACCCAAGAUUGAAUAAAAAAUAUACUGUACCUGACAAUGUUUUCAUACUACAAUAGUAGCACAGCUGUCAGUACAGGGAUGCCACCGGAUUAGAAUGAAUAAAAUCAUUCCAAACAAUCACAGACUAAUUAUUUUCUAAAGCCCCCCUCCAAAGAACAUCAAGUAUUUAACCCUGAUUUUUAUAUAAUCCAAGGCAUAUCAAGUGAAAAAAGCAUUAAAUACAGUGCAGAGUAUUUCCACCUUGGAACUGCAGAGUGCUAAUGACCAGUCUCAAAAACACAGAUUAGACAACCUGGGUUUCAUUCAUCACAUACCUAGGGAACCAAUCCCAUCAACUUGGGGGGCUUUUUUUCACCUAAAAAGGGUUUUAUGAAGGAAAACUAUGUUAAACCUAAACCUAAUAGAAUAUUUAACAUAAUUAAAGACAUGUCUAGAAGGGAACCUUCAAUUAAAAGAUUCACUGUCAUUUCUGGUAACUGAUGUACACAGUCAGUGGUAAUGUACAGGGUAACUGUAUUUUCAACUGAAUACAAUUAAUGUGGCUAUGUCUUUAAGGUUUGUUAUGUCUUUAUUUAACUUAUGUUGUAUUUUUACCUUUAACUUGUCUUUUCAGUCCUUCAGUGUCCCCACAUUAUUAGGGUGUUAUUAUUAUCAGGGUUUAACAGAUUUUUUAAACAAAUGUCUUGUAAUCUAAUAACUGCAACAGCUAUAGUAUCUGCAAUGAUUCUCUAAAAUCAUGACAAAGUUGAAUAUUAUUAAUAUUAAUAUUAUUUUUGAGACAAAUCAAAGAGAGAAGAUCAUGAAUGAACAAGAACUCUGUAAUCUGUGUUUGUCACAUUAAAAACAUUAAAAUGAAAAUUAA
Messenger RNA from Lates calcarifer (barramundi perch), 4169 nucleotides. RefSeq names its product E3 ubiquitin-protein ligase TRIM21-like. Gene Ontology annotation, molecular function: protein binding; zinc ion binding. Bases 167 to 1810 code for a protein of 547 amino acids. The transcript has 2 exons. The record is from RefSeq and is a predicted model, not a curated record. Lineage: Eukaryota; Metazoa; Chordata; Actinopteri; Centropomidae.